GCAAAAGACAGUGAUGAUGAAGAGGAGGUGGUCCACGUGGAUCGAGACCACUUUAUGGAUGAGUUCUUCGAGCAGGUGGAAGAGAUCCGAGGCUGCAUCGAGAAACUGUCUGAGGAUGUGGAGCAAGUGAAAAAACAGCACAGCGCCAUUCUUGCUGCCCCCAACCCUGAUGAGAAGACUAAACAGGAGCUGGAGGACCUCACGGCAGACAUCAAAAAGACGGCAAACAAGGUCCGGUCCAAGUUGAAAGCGAUCGAACAAAGCAUUGAGCAGGAAGAGGGGCUGAAUCGUUCCUCCGCGGACCUGCGUAUCCGCAAGACCCAGCACUCCACACUCUCACGGAAGUUCGUGGAGGUAAUGACCGAAUAUAAUGCAACUCAGUCCAAGUACCGGGACCGCUGCAAGGACCGAAUCCAGAGGCAGCUGGAGAUCACUGGCAGGACUACUACCAACGAAGAACUGGAAGACAUGUUGGAAAGCGGGAAGCUGGCCAUCUUCACUGACGAUAUCAAAAUGGACUCGCAGAUGACGAAGCAAGCCCUGAAUGAGAUUGAGACAAGGCACAAUGAGAUCAUCAAACUGGAAACCAGCAUCCGAGAGCUGCACGACAUGUUUGUGGACAUGGCCAUGCUUGUAGAGAGCCAGGGUGAGAUGAUCGACCGAAUUGAGUACAACGUGGAACAUUCCGUGGACUACGUGGAAAGAGCUGUGUCCGACACCAAGAAAGCUGUGAAAUAUCAGAGCAAGGCCAGGAGGAAGAAAAUUAUGAUCAUCAUUUGCUGUGUGGUGCUGGGGGUGGUCUUGGCGUCAUCCAUUGGGGGGACACUGGGCUUGUAGGCCUCUACCCUUCUCUUCCCCAGGACCCUCCCCACACAUCGGGAGCAAUACCCCCCACCCUUUCACUUUUCCCCCUGCUCCAAGCUCACUCCCAAAACAGACCCAGGCCGUUCCAGCCACUCUUCACUGUCACGCAGACCCUGGAGUCCCUGGCUCUCACCUUGCCAUGGGUCCCCCUCCACCUUGCCGCACAUAGAUAGCAGCAGGCGUGAUCACACAUGCACACCAACAUGCAUGCCGAGGGCACAUGCUCAAGAUAUGUGGACACCCCAGCGUGUGUGUGUACUUGUGUAGAUGUAUGUAGAUGCCCUGACCCUCUUUUUGCUGCCACCUUCAUCCUGUGUGUCUGAACUUCCCUCUCUAUCUGGUUGCUGUGCUGACUGUAGUAGCCCACCAUGACCCAACAUGUUCUGUGUGAAUAGACGUGGAUGCUGUGUGGUGUGUGUGUGUGUGUGUGUGUGUGUGUGUAGAUCUGUGCCCAUACAGUGUGUGUACAUAGAGUUCUGUGAGUGUGAAAAACCAAUGCAAAAGGAAUUCCUCUACUGACCUUCUCUCCUAUCUGCUACAUUUGGAGUGGGAGGUAUGUGUGAGGAUAAUUCACAUCCUCAGAGGAUCCAGGGAGGCCCAGUGACCAUGCCACACAUCGUAUGUGAUGUAGAACAACCUCUCUUGGCUUGGUUACUGUCAGGGGUCACAUCAUGUCCUGGGGACUCUCUCUCAGCACUCCCCCUCAGCCUCUGUGUGUGUGUGUGUGUGUGUGUGGUGUUGGGUCUUGGAGUUCAGGGGAAUCAAGUGGAAGCCUAUGUGUGUAAAUGAUAAACAGCUUGGCUUAGUUUGGAUGAAAUGUGUAUUUUCCUUAACAAAUGAUGUAAAGGGCUUCUGCACAAGAUGUGUAUGUGUGUAUGUGUGUAUAUGUGUGUAGUGUAUGUGUGUAUAUGUGUGUGUGUGUGUGUCUGAAGUGUCGAUGGUUUUCUCCUCAGACAGAGCCCUCCACGCUGUGAAUCAGACACUAGUUUUAGGUGGGUACAGACACCUGUUUCUAAGCUAUCUUGAAUAUGACUGUAUGUGUGCAUGUGUGCAUCCUUAGGGACUUUACAUAAUGUGUCUCUGCUUCUAUAUGUCACACACACACACACACACACACACACACACACACACACACACACGCCCAGACCUCUUUAAGGCUGUUCCCAUUCAGGUUUGUUUCUUCAGGCUCAGUUGCUUCCUCUCCAUCUCGUCAAAGCAGAAGCCACGCACACUGCUCCAUCAAAAGUGUGUGACUGGAGCUUCCUGCCUCAUCAGACAAUCUGAUAGGGAAACACAUACCCAGAUUCUUACUUUUCUGUUUCUGCCUGACAGCAGAACUGAGCCUUGGACAACUAGCACACACUAGUGUGCUCAUAAAUGCUGAGGCUGAGGAAGUUCCAGAAAGGUGGCCACACGUAGGUGCUGGGGCCUCACACAUAAACAGCAUAGUGCCCUCCUGGGGCCAUGCCCAUUUGUACAUGAGUGUCUCCUGGAGGGGUAUGGUAGGAGUAAUGAAGUUAGAGGUCAAGGCAUGUGGAAAAUCAUGGUAUUUCCCCUUCCUGCCUCAGACUCUCCUUAGAAACUAGUGUUUCUCCUCACUGCCCAGUUGAUGCUUUGAAUUUUCUCAAAAAACUUGUGUUUGGGGAAGUGGGUUUCACGUAUAUCUGAGUGGCCCCUUAGGGCCAUCCUUGAACCUGUCCCUUGGACGUGUCUUCUGCUGAAACAUCAGCCUUGGCCACAGCCACAGCUGAGUGACUGCAUGGUGACAGAGACUGUUCUGGGGCAGUAAGGAAUGGAGGGACUCUUACAGUGUGUGCAUAGCUGUGCAGUUUAUGGUUUCUUUGGGAGCAGGUAGGAGAUAAAUGGGAUAAAGGACAGAGCUAGCAGUCCUAUGAACAUGGAGGUGAUAUACAGAGGUGUGUGUGUCCUGCUCUGGGGCAGGGUAACCACACGAAGUGUAUGUGUACACAAGUGCAUGCAGAACUUGAGGAGAAGGGACCCUACAAAUAACACCUUCCAGAUAACUAGACUCUUCUGAGCUAGCUCUGACAGUUGAUCUCUUUCCUGCCUGGCUGUUUGAGCCCUGUCCACCUGGUGUGUGUGUGUGUGUGUGUAUGUGUUUAUCCAUGUUCACAUGUAUGUAACCCCAGAUUAGCUGUGCCGAGGAGGGAGCCUGUCUAUCCAUUCCAGAAUACUCUUCUGCAGGGCCCAGAGCCUCCUGCUCCCACCUUUGGCUUCUUCAGAGAUGUCAGAAGAGGCCUCAGGACCCAGUUCCCGUCUUCUUUGAGCCCAGCCAGUCAGAACUCCCAUUAACCCAAAUGUUUGUAGCAGCCUCCCUGACACCCCAAUCAUGGUGUUCACAAGGACAGGACUGUGGCUGCCAUGCUGCUCCUGCCUCUUGGAGUGACUCUGGGCCCACGGCUACCCGGCACUGGGCCUCAAGUGAAUGAGCAGUCCCUGAGAGUUUGCUGUAACCCAGCUUUCUACAAGACCCACACAUCACAUGAUGGACAUGCUUGUUGACUGCUGUCCACAUGUGUAUCCUCGAUGGUUGUCUGGGGGCUGGUGUCUGUUGCAUGUUCUCAGAUGUGUGCUGCGUGCCCUCCACACUCCCCCCUAAAUCAUCAAGCCCAAUUAUGCCCCUUUGGUGGUCCCAGGCCCAAGCCAGGACUCAAUGCUUCCAUUCUCCCUUCCCUUGCCUCUUACAAAGCACACUGCGUGUCCAUCUCAUGUGCCCAUGGGUUAUCAUGCUCCCGUCAUACCUUGAGCGUGUACACAUGUGUGUUCUAUGCACUUGCCCUGCCCAACCUACCCAACAGAGGACAAGAUGGUCGGCCCCUAGCUCCCUUCUCCCCCACUUAGCCUCUCCCCACACCCCGCUGUGCAGCUGUGUGCGUUGGUGUGUUUCUGUGUCGCUGGCGUGUCAUGUGAUGUAGCCAUGUUUGCUGACAUGAGCCCCUGCCCCCUUCUCUUUUUCUCCAUUGGUUUCUAGAACUCUCUUCCUCCCCUCCCCUGAGGGGACAGGACUGCUGGGGCCUAGCUAGGGGCCUGAGCCUGACCACCCUCCUGUUAGCCCUCAGAGUCUUAUUUCUCUCUAUUGGUGACCAAGUUGCAAAUGGAUAAAAUACAGGAAAUUCUGACCCCCUGCCCCAGACCUGCAUGUCCUGUCCCCAGUGCCCCCGAACCCCAUCCUGGGCCGGGUUGGGCCUGGCAGGACGGGAGAAAUAGCAACUAAUCCAACAGCG
Messenger RNA from Mastomys coucha (southern multimammate mouse), 4109 nucleotides. It is a transcript of the gene Stx1b, whose product is annotated as syntaxin 1B. Lineage: Eukaryota; Metazoa; Chordata; Mammalia; Rodentia; Muridae. The record is from RefSeq and is a predicted model, not a curated record. Bases 55 to 837 code for a protein of 260 amino acids. Gene Ontology annotation, biological process: exocytic insertion of neurotransmitter receptor to postsynaptic membrane; intracellular protein transport; vesicle fusion. The transcript is spliced from 9 exons. Gene Ontology annotation, molecular function: SNAP receptor activity; SNARE binding. Gene Ontology annotation, cellular component: SNARE complex; endomembrane system; plasma membrane.